AUGGAAGGAGGUACAUUUGUAUCACAAAGUAAGUAUGCCAAGAACCUUGUCAAAAAGUUUGGCCUUGAGUCGGCUAAACAGGUAAGUUCUCCAAUGAGCACCACUUUGAAAUUAACAAAAGAUGAGCAUAGAGUGAAGGUUGACACUACUCUUUAUCGUAGUGUGAUUGGUAGUCUAUUGUAUUUGACUGCUAGUCAUCCUGAUAUCAAUUAUAGUGUGGGAGUUUGUGCUCAAUAUCAAAAUACUAAUUCUAAUUUGGCUUGUUUUAGUGAUGCGGAUUGGUCAGGCAAUGCUGAUGAUCGCAAGAGUACGAGUGGAGGUCAAGCCUGCCCCCUCACUGGCACCAUCUUUCAACCCUCAAAGUACUUUGAUGGAGAUUAUCCUAAGUACCCUAAAGCUUCUGUUGGUGCUACUGCUGCUGCUGGUGCAAGUUCCAGUUCUGCUCCUGCAGAUGUCCAGGAGGUCAAGCAGUAA
Molecule: messenger RNA, 474 nt
Organism: Cannabis sativa
Lineage: Eukaryota; Viridiplantae; Streptophyta; Magnoliopsida; Rosales; Cannabaceae
Exons: 3
Coding region: 1-474 (157 amino acids)
Source: RefSeq, a predicted model, not a curated record